This is a messenger RNA of Haemonchus placei, 900 nucleotides long. Lineage: Eukaryota; Metazoa; Nematoda; Chromadorea; Rhabditida; Trichostrongylidae. The record is from the annotation of a GenBank genome assembly.
AUGGAGAUCGCUUCAACAUCUACCAGUGAUGCGGCGGAUGUACUAAAGAAAUGUCUGGCAGGAGGAACUGCUGCUGCAUUCAGCAGAACCACUACUGCUCCAAUUGAUCGCGUGAAACUUCUCCUUCAGCUCGAAAGCCAUGGGCGAACGAUGAGUCACCCAUACAAUGGAAUGCGGGAUUGCCUCCGACGGGUAUCUAGGGAACAGGGUGUCCUAUCGUUAUGGAGAGGAAACUGCGCGGGUGUCAUGAGAUGCUUCCCAAAUCACGCGCUAAAUUUCGCUCUGAGAGAUUUUUAUCGAAGUUUGCUAUUGAAAGGUGUGGACCGCCAACGACAAUUUCGACGUUUUGUAGCAGGAACCGUAGCAUGUGGAGGGUUAGGUGGCGCUACCGCUCUAUUGUUACUGUACCCAUUCGACCUUGCACGUACACGAGUAGCUGUUGAUGUGAAUUUGGAUGGCUCAAGAAAAUUCAAAGGCAUGAUGAACUGUCUGGCAACGAUUCGAAGACGUGAGGGCUGGCUAGGUUGGUACAGGGGCUUCAGUGCUUCCGUGCAAUUUGUCAUCGUCUCGCGUGCUGCGUUUUUUGGUGUUUUUGACGUGAUUCGCACAAGUGUCCCGGAUCCGAAACAAUUGCAUUUUUCCACGACAUGGCUUCUGGCUCAGGUUUGCCUGGUUUGUUCGGGCCUGCUGUGCUAUCCGCUGGACACGGUUAGACGGCAGAUGAUGAUGCAGGCAGGGAAGCGUCAGAAGAAGUUCAGCAAUUCAUGGAGUUGCUGGAUUCACAUCGCGAGAACCAAAGGUUAUCGAGGCUUCUAUCGCGGUGCAUUAACGAACUCAUUCCGUUCAACUGGUGGUGCUCUAAUCCUUACGUUUUAUUAUGAAUUUACGAAAUAUAUGUAG